This is a messenger RNA of Microdochium trichocladiopsis, 1859 nucleotides long. RefSeq names its product allantoate permease. Gene Ontology annotation, cellular component: membrane. Gene Ontology annotation, molecular function: transmembrane transporter activity. NCBI's taxonomy places the organism in Eukaryota, Fungi, Ascomycota, Sordariomycetes, Xylariales, Microdochiaceae. Bases 70 to 1629 code for a protein of 519 amino acids. The transcript is spliced from 3 exons. Gene Ontology annotation, biological process: transmembrane transport. The record is from RefSeq and is a predicted model, not a curated record.
CAUCAGCCCGCGUUUGUGUCUCAUGGUGUAUCUGCAAAACUGUCGAUACGCUGCCGGACGAUAUUCAGCAUGGACUCGAAGCCCGCCAAACUCACCACCACGGACGACGAUGUCAGCGUCAACAACGCCCUCGUACUGCUGCAUGCCGGCGCCGAGGAGGACAUUGACGAGGGCGCCCGCCGCAGGCUGGUCAGCAAGCUCGACUGGCGCCUCAUGCCCAUAUUGUGCAUAACAUAUGCGUUGCAGUCUAUCGAUCGGACGACGCUGAGCUAUGCAGCCGUUUUCGGAGUGCGAGAAGAUCUACACCUGACCAGCACCGAGUUCUCAUGGGCUGGAGCACUGUUGUACAUUGGCUACCUCUUCUGGGAGUUUCCAACCAACGUCCUCCUCCAAAAGCUCCCCAUCAACCACUUCAUGGCCGCCACUGUCAUCAUCUGGGGCGCCGUGCUCAUGUGCCACGGAGCCGCAAUCAACUUUGCCGGCCUGGCUGCGGCUCGCACCUUCUUGGGUGCAUUUGAGGCCUCGAUCAACCCGGGCACCAUGCUUCUCUUCUCCAUGUAUUAUGAACGCAAGGAGCAACCGCUGCGAAUGGGCAUCUGGGUUGGCUCCGCGGGCGUCGGUUACAUCGUGGCAGGGAUCGUGUCGUUUGGCAUCGGCCACGUUCAAGGCAGCAUGGCAAGCUGGCGCAUCUUGUUCUUGUUCUGGGGCGCAGUCACGGUCGCCUGGGGUGUUGUUGUGGUUCUGUUCCUGCCUGGCUCCCCCUUGACCACCAAGUUCCUCUCGGACCAAGAGCGGAUCAUGGUGGUCAGCCGGGCAAAGACGAACGGGACGGGCAUUGACAACAAGCGCUUCAAGUGGAAGCAAUUUGGCGAGGCCAUGAUGGAUCUCAAGACAUGGCUGCUCUUUGUGUUCGCGGUCUCCAGCAACACGCCGAACGGCGGCUUGACAGUUUUCCAAGGUCUCAUCAUUCAAGGCAUGGGCUUCAGUAAGCUGCAGACUACGCUCAUCCAAAUGCCCUCCGGGGCUGUACAGCUUGUUGCGUGUGUAACGGCCUGCUACUGCGCGUCACGUUUUGCCCACGCGCGGCUGAUCAUCAUGAUCCUGUGCCUGAUGCCGUUCCUCGCUGGAAUCCUUGGGCUUUGGCUCAUUGAUUCGGCCCAUCCCUACGGCCGCCUCGCCUGCCUGUGGAUCUCGUUCGCCUACACUGCUACGUGGACACUGUCCAUGUCCGUCGCGACAGCCAACACGGCUGGCCACACCAAGAAGAUCACGACGAAUGCGAUGCUGCUCAUCGGAUACUGCCUGGGCAACUUUGUCGGCCCCUUCUUCUUCCGUGCCGAGCAGGCGCCACGGUACCCCUUGGGCGUAGGUAUGAUGCUCGUGUGUGUGGGCCUUCAGAUCUUGUGCCUUCUGGGGCUACUGUUCCUGCUUUGGUCUCGCAACAAAUCACGCAAGGAAUUCCAUGUGCCCACGGCGGAGAAUGAUCAUCAAGUGUAUGAGCGUGGACUCUCGGAUGAGACCGAUCUGGAGAACAAGUACUUCAAGGUUAGUGCACUUCUGCAGCAUGCACAAAGUCUAUCCAUGCAGCGCUCUACAUACUACCGUCCCUCUCCACUGCGGAGGUGCUAACCCAACCGUGCACCUAGUAUGUCUACUAAAGUUGGAUUCGUGCGGGAAUGCCACGGGCGCAACUUUGACACGACAUCUCAACCGCCUAGGAAUUAGAAAUUUGCCGACUUGCCGAAAUACCGCUGCCAGAAUUCGUUUGAUACGCGUUUUACAUAUUCAUGGCUUAGCGUUAUCAGUCUAUGGAGUACAGCACCAAUAGAAUCCAAGAUAGAUUCCAUAAAUAAUAGCUG